Molecule: messenger RNA, 1619 nt
Organism: Odontomachus brunneus
Lineage: Eukaryota; Metazoa; Arthropoda; Insecta; Hymenoptera; Formicidae
Gene: BBS4
Product: Bardet-Biedl syndrome 4 protein homolog
Exons: 10
Coding region: 142-1503 (453 amino acids)
Biological process (GO): protein localization to cilium; cilium assembly
Cellular component (GO): ciliary basal body
Molecular function (GO): protein binding
Source: RefSeq, a predicted model, not a curated record
UUCUCUAUCUUUCCUUUCCUCUCCGCGCAAUGCUUAAAGUUGUUGAAGGGUUGAACAGCGAUGAUACGCUGUAAACGGUGUCAACACGAGAGCGCGUAAAACAAAGGGAGAGCUACUGACGGUCAAAUUACUGCGAGAAUAAUGGCGAACGACGUCAUUCGCAACGGUCGAUUGCAAGAAUCCACCACGAUUGUACAACGGACGAGGAAUGACAGAGGCAAGAAAGCUCCAGAUAUAGCGGCUGUUGAGAGUCGCAAUUGGUUGUUACAUCGACAUUAUACGAGACACGAGUACAAUGCUUGCAAGUUACUUAUUGAACAAGAAUUAUCCAAAUCAGACGGUCACGAGUACGCUAAUUAUUUGAAGGGUUUAAUUCUGAGAAAAGAGGGUAAAAUUCAAGAUUCGCUGGAUUGCUUUCAAACAGCUUACAACGUGAAUUCAACAAACAUCGAUAAUGUUAAGCAGAUAGCGAAAUCGUUAUUAAUAAUGGGGAGUCAUCAACGCGCGAUAGACGCGUAUAAUGAAGCGGAGAAGAUAUCCAUUCUGCCGGAUUGGGAAAUAUUUUAUGGUCUUGGCGAGGCUUAUACGAAGCUGAAUCAAUUGCAAGAGGCCAAGAAGCAUCUCAAACGAUCAGCCGAAUUAACGAAAAACGAACUGCCCAGUCUCGCUCUCGCGAAACUAUGUUUUCUAGAUGACAUGAUUCCUGAAGCUAGAAACGCUUAUACGGCAGCUUUGAACGCGAAUCCCGAGAGCAUCGAUGCAGCGACGGAAUUGGGUCUUUUGUAUCUAAAAAUUGGAGACACGCAACGAGCAUUUCAGCAAUUCGGAGCAGCACUGGCUCAUUCGUCAAAUUGCGUCAAUGCAAUUCUACCUAUGGCUUAUAUAAUGCAGAAUCACCGAGAGUACGAUGUGGCAUUGUCAAAGUACAAAGUCGCGGCGCAAACCAUUCCAGAAUCUUCGGUGCUUUGGAAUAACAUCGGAAUGUGCCUUUACGGAAAACAAAAAUAUGUUGCGGCUAUUAGCUCUUUGAAACGAGCUCAUUAUUUAAGUCCAUUAUCUUGCAUACCAUCGUGCAAUCUGGGAAUAGUUUUCCUCACCACUGGACAACCUGCGUCCGCUGCGAUUUAUUUAUGCGCUGCAGUUAGCGCCGAACCGAAGAAUCCUACACCGUAUUUGUUACUGGGUCUGGCUCUGAAACGCCUGGAUGACUUAGAAGGCGCUGAGAGAUCUUUAACGAAAGCUCACGCUUUAGCCCCGCAGGAUCCAUUGAUAUUGAUUAAUUACGCCGUAGUUCUCGACGCACGUGAUAAACAAGCUAAUGCCACUGAAAUUUUAAUUGCGCUCAACGAUAUUAUGGCUGUUGUUGAUGUCGACAUACAGAUAUCACAAAUGGCGAAAAAGUUAUCCAAAAAAUUAAAUCACGAGGAAACAAAAUCAAUCGCCAGUGAGGAGCCGCCGACGGGCAAUAGUGAGGAGCGGCUAUUAACUGCUGAUGAAGUUUAAAAGCUACGCCCAAAUUUCAAUUAACGAAAACAUGAGUUUUUUGCAAUUAAAUUAUCUAACAUUUUUAUUGUUCCAUACAGCAACUUAUACGAAAUAGCAACACUUGAGGACAUACA